AUGGUCAAUUAUGCCCCAGCCUCUAGGAGCAACGCCUCAGGACCUUACACUGACCCUAAGUUUGAAUAUACGACUUCACAAAAACCAUCAAAGAAGAAAGCGGAUAAUGAUGUUGACGGUGUUAGCGUCAAUAGUAACGAGCUGAGGAAAAGUGAAGGUCGACAAGAAAAACGUGCGAUAACUGAUAAUCCGAAGGAUGAAAACUUGUACAAUCUAGUAGCUAUUCCGCUCGAAAAAGAACAUAAAAAAGAAAGAGAGGAAGUUUUCAACAGACAAAGGUCAAGAAGUAGCCGAGGUUUUCUACUAUCCAACCCAAUAUUCGACCAUAACCCGCGGAAUCGCAACUAUCUAAGGGAGAAAGCCAAGACGAACAAGUAUGAAGAAUCAUCAACAAACAGAAACUCUAUUGAAGGAAUAAAAAACGAGAAUAAUCCCUUAAAUAUUCCGAAGGGUUCGUCAAGUGGGGCGAACAUCAAAUCACAAGAAAAUACACCAAUUGUGGAACCAAGAAGUGUGAUUUCAAAAAGCAAGCCUUCGGGAAAAAACAUAUCCAAUUUUCUUGAUGAAGAAUCUACGCAGGUCGUAAAUCUAGCCUUGAAUUUGAGCGAGAAUAGACGUAAUAUGUCAAAAUGGGCUGCUCCACAAAAUACUAUUCCAAAUAGCAUAUCAGAACUUUCAGCAGGUGUGAAUCUACGUCCACGCAUAUACUCGCAAAGAAAUAUAUCUGGUAAUCAGCCAUCAAAGAAUGAACGAAUAGACACAAUAUCUACAAUAUCUAAUCUACAUAACACGAAAAUAGGUAAUCCUCUCUUGGCUGCGUUUGACUUCAAUGAAAAUCGUGCAUAUCAGUAUCAUUUCUCUUCAUCUACUCUAGCAAGAGCUGAUAAAGCGAGGUCUACUAUCGAAUUAAUGACUCAGUACAGAAAAUUACUACAAUUUCUUCCCCCACUUUCUAUCGAAGCACCAAGAAGAUCAUCGUCUAUCGUAUCAGAUUUUUCUUCAGUGCUUAUGCAUCCUACAUUGCUGAACACCUCGGAUCAAACGAUCAAGUUAGGGCGGCCGUACAAUCCCUUGCAAUAUAUUCGAAAUCGUAAAUUACGGGCCCGUCUUUCAAGAUCUAUUGACGGAGAAGCACAAGGUUUCGGCGAUAUUAAAAAGGUUUCAGCCUGGGUAGAAGAUGUAGUCAAAGCAGUGUGUUCUGCUGGAGCUCAGAAAUAUGACCAAACGGCUAUCCUGGAAUUUCCUGGGAUAGACGCCAGUAGUAAAACAAUCUCGGAAAACAGUUCUCCUCGGCCUAGAUCUGGUAAAAAGCAAGGGACAUCAACUAGAGUUAAAAGACCAAGAAUCGAUUGGGCUUUAAAUCCGGCAGACCUUAUUGCAGAUCUCUAUUGGCUUGAACAGGAGGGUAAUAGGAAUCUCAUUGAAGACCGAAAUGGAAAGCUCAUCUUUCCAAAAAGAAUGGUAACUCAGAAUAAAAUCUCACUCGAUCAUCACAGACAAGGAUCACGCGACAAAAACCAUGCGCAGUCCACUCCUACUCAAAAAGAGACUCAAUUUGGCCAGGAGAUAGAUCCCCAACAAACUAUAUUUAAGCCUUCAGAGAGUUCCUCUGAAAAUAAUAUUGACGACUCUUUAUCCGAGGCCAAUCGAAAGCCCCCAAGCAUACCUAAUAAUGCUCGAGCUAAGCUUAGUUCUGAUUAUGAAAGUAGAAGUAGUCCACGCACUCAAAUCAUAUAUUCUCAGGCUCAAAGUAGCGACUUAGAGCAUCAACUUGAGGCACAGCGGUAUAGAUCUGGAAAUAUUUCAGAGUAUAUAUCUGGAACUGAAGUAAUGGAAAAAAAAGAAUCUAUGCAGAAGAGAAUAAGGAGAGAAUCUGGAUGUGAAAAUGGAAAGUACGUUCAACAAUUUCGACCACAAAUUUUAUCACAAAACCCAGACUUAUCCCAAGAACUUGACAGUUAUGUUUCACAAGAAGAGGAAGCGGUUUCUAAAAGUAGUCUUCUAACUCAUACAAGCUUUGAAGGCAAUGAUUUGAUAUCCAGGCAAUCGAUUGAGUGGUGGGACUCCACGCCGGAGUCAACUACCCCGAACUCCCCAAAAAUUAAAAACUUUGAACCAAAAGGUUCCAGAGAAUCCAUGACUCCUAGUAUUCGUAUCGACCUCCUGACACCAACUAACUCGCCAAAAUGGAAUCCAACUUCAUGGUCAAGAAAAAAUCUCAAAAUAAGGCCCCAAAAUAUUCAAAAUAUUCAAAAUAUUUACGGAAGGCAGGCUGAUGAAGAAAAAGACAUAAAUACCCCUCUGUCUAUUUCUUUGUCUAGAAAAGUAAUGAGUCCUACAACUAAUAAGCCAAGAGAACGCUCCGCGAGUCCGGAAAAACUAAAGGCAUCGUCAGAGAAUGAAAAACCGGGGAGAUUAGUGGUCAGUUCCAAGAAAUUUAGAGGGGAGAACGAGCGAUUCUCUGGGAUUCGGGAAUUUCUAAAGAGUCCUCGAAAUCCCUUAACUAAGGUUAGUGACUUUUGGAAGAAAGAAUCCACGUCUUGGAAUUUAUCCGGACUUGUAACAGAUGAUUUAGACUCCGAUGACAUGCUUGGUCACGGUCCAAAGACUGAGGAAAGCGUACAAGCUUAUAUCGAACAAAUUGAGGGUAAAUCCUUGAGGGAAAACUCUGCCGAUGCUGUUCUAGAAAGGGGGAAAUUAAGUUGGAGCUCUUCAUUCCCAACAAAAACCAAUGCUUUGCCUAUUGCUACAUUAGAACUACGCGGACGUCCAACUCAAUCAAAGGGAAAUAGCUGGCUAAAGAGUAAUUCUCGGCAACCUAGACAGACUCAAGUAGAAAAAGACUACAUCGAAGUUUCUCCGUCUUCUUCUUCUUUCGAAGGAGCAAGGACAUGUUCUUUUGAUACUGCUGCACUAGAGCGAAGGGAAAGUCGCUUUGGAUCUAUUGCCACCUCAAAAGCUGACGCUCGUUUAAAUGCCAUCAUAGGAGGUCACAAUCCGAAUGAUAGAAUAAUGACAUGUAGACUACCUCUCGUGGACCUCCACAGUGAAAGAGAGCUGCGUCAGUUAUAUGCUUGUGAUUAUGCCAAAAACUCAGAGCAAGGCACCCUUACGAAAAAAGAUAUUGCACGAAUAAGGAUACUUCUCCUUAGCUCUGGCAUUAAAGCCCGUGAGAUCCAAAGACGUGCUGAGCUCUCACAAGAAAUUUCCGUCGCAAAAGAAUUACUACCCCGUAAUAGAUUAGCAGGCUGGAGUCACAUUCCACAAGAGGCCUCAGCUAUACAGCAGCAUCAAGUAGCCGCUAAGCUUCUAUUCGAUGAUAUUCACUAUUCGACGCGGACGUGGCACUCUACUUCCGAACGGUUUACACAGGUAUCAGUACAUCACCUUAUGAGCCGUGUCCAAACUAUGCAAAUCCGGCUUAUGAAAAUCCUUACACCCUUGACACGUACAACUGCUGAUGAAGCAGAUGCUGUCUCAAAAGAUCUUGUGAUGGACUACAGUUUGACCGUGACACGUGUCGCUGGUAAGAUCGCCCGUACAAUGCAACGUAGACGGGCGAGGUUCCGCUGGUUGAAACGUAGCGGAUGGGUAAUUGUGGAAUGGGCAUUAAUUGGGGUCAUGUGGUGGGUCUGGUUUAUUGUGAUGAUUGUGCGAAUCUUUUUUGGAAUAAGUCGGGGUGUUCUGGGCGGAAUUAAGUGGCUAUUUUGGCUGUAA
Blumeria graminis f. sp. triticale is the source of this 3717-nucleotide messenger RNA. NCBI's taxonomy places the organism in Eukaryota, Fungi, Ascomycota, Leotiomycetes, Helotiales, Erysiphaceae. The record is from the annotation of a GenBank genome assembly.